AUGAACGGGACCGACGUGCAUUACGCGCUGGUGGCUUUCUGGGAGAAGUCCGGCUGCAAGAUCGUCGCGGAUUAUCCCGCGGACCCGGCCUAUCGUGCCAUCGCCCUCAGCACCGUCGCCGGCCUGAAGACGCUCGAGGACGAUAAAAUCAGCAUCGAUCGGGGCAAGUAUACCGCGCACGUGCUGAUCGGCGAGCUUCACUACGCCUGCUUGACGUCGAAGUCGGACUGUCCCUCAUCGGCGAUUCGGCUGGAGUCCUGCUGCCAAGUGUUCUUGGAGAGAUUGCGCUCCGUUUAUCGGGAGUUACCGAUGUUAGCGGACCUCUCAAGGGACCUGACCAAUCUCGCGGUGGUGGAUCUCUCAAAGCCGUUGAAAAAGAUCAUCGAAGAGUACAACCAACAAGAUGCCGAUCCCAAGGUUCUGAUCCCAAGGCUGGAGGGUGAAUUGGCAGAAAUACGUCACGCGCUGAUGGACGGAGUGCAGAAGUUAAUCGAUCGGGGCCAGAAAUUGGACGAGCUCGUGCGCAAAACGCAGAGCCUCCAAAUUACGUCGCGGAAGGACUUUCAUGUGGUGGCGAGGAACCCGCAGAAGAAGAAGAAAAACGUCCUGCUGGCGACCGGUGCGGUAGCCCUGAUGUUUGCGUCGACCUCGCUCUUCGUCCUUUUGAUGUACAUUGGGAUCCUGUGAUCGAUUUCCGCACGGCAGGUGUGUCGUAAUAACACCUGAAAACAUGUCGUUGGAAUUUUUCUAAUAAAACACGUCGGAACUGCCGAAGGAACGUACGACGAAGAUUUCUUAUAACCCUGUCCGUCAUCAGCCGCGUUGUAUCCUGCAGUCAUAUUCGCGUUAAUUACACGCAAUAUAAUUAGAUUAUUAAGGUUAUUUUUCAACCGUACGCGCAUCAUCGACUCAUUUAUUGAUAAUUCACGCGUACAUCAGCUCGACUGUCGAGUUUACCGUCAAUUCGCGCGAAUAACGCGAAUGAUAUGAACGCGCGUUACGUUCGCCUGUUAUCGAUUUUCCCUCGCGAUCGAAGCUAAUCACGUUUCGUUCGCCGGAAAACAGAGGGGUCGUAAUCAGUGAUCACGUUGAGAACGCUCAACUUU
Molecule: messenger RNA, 1106 nt
Organism: Dinoponera quadriceps
Lineage: Eukaryota; Metazoa; Arthropoda; Insecta; Hymenoptera; Formicidae
Exons: 4
Coding region: 1-687 (228 amino acids)
Source: RefSeq, a predicted model, not a curated record